Messenger RNA from Pezoporus flaviventris, 1435 nucleotides. RefSeq names its product interleukin-17F-like. Gene Ontology annotation, biological process: inflammatory response. Bases 321 to 833 code for a protein of 170 amino acids. The transcript has 4 exons. Lineage: Eukaryota; Metazoa; Chordata; Aves; Psittaciformes; Psittacidae. The record is from RefSeq and is a predicted model, not a curated record. Gene Ontology annotation, molecular function: cytokine activity. Gene Ontology annotation, cellular component: extracellular region.
AUCCCUGUGCCAGGACCAUCAGCAUCACCUAAUCCCUGCUUCCCUCUCAACCCGCAGCUCUGGCAAAAGUGUGAAGCUGAGCUAAGAUGGCAGCCAAAAAUGAGGUUUUGCCCAUUGUAGCCAUGUUUACUCUGAAAAUUUAGUGUUUCCAGCUCACAUCUCUUGACUGUGAUCAACAGCUUGGUCUUGAGUCUUGAUGUGAUAAAAAGUGCCAUCAGCAAACCUUGCAGCAAUAAGCAUGGAUAUGUACAGUCAGCUCUCUAAAUCAGAAGCAUCUGCCCUCCCUUUCUGGAGCUAGACGGAAGGAAGUGGGGUAGAAAAUGAAAUAUCAGCUCCUAACCUCGGGUCAGAUCAGAUCACUGUUUUUGGUGCUGGUUCUAGCACUCACGGUGGGGAGCUCACCCCACGGGAGGGUAGCUCAUCCCCGACCCAGCAAGAACGGUGGCUCUGUGAGGCUUAGUGAAGAUUGCCUGAACCAAAAGAAUCUCAAGUUUCCUACCACGGUGAAAGUUGACGUUCGUAUCAGCAAUUCAGAUCAUGCCUUUAGGUUGGUCCAUGAUGUCAGGAACCGGUCUCUCUCUCCUUGGGAUUACAGGCUUGAUGAGGACCCCAACCGCUUCCCCCAGGUGAUUGCUGAUGCCAAGUGCCGCCUCUCCAGCUGUGUGAACCCACUGGGGCAGGAGGACCACAGCCUCAACUCCGUCCCCAUCCAACAGGAGAUCCUUGUCCUCCAGCGGGAGCAGCAGGGCUGCCAAUACACCUACCGGCUGGAGAAGAAAGUCAUCACUGUGGGCUGCACGUGUGUUGCUCCAGUCAUCCACCACCAGUCCUAGGAGGAGGAAGGCAACACUGGGAAGAAGAAGUAUUUCCUAUGAAUAUCCCUCUGGAGAAAUCCCACAGUAACCCAGCUUGCAUCCCAAGCAUUUAACAUGACAUCUCCUUUCCAAAUCUGAGCAGACUGCAUUCUGAAAGUAGUGAUUCUUGCUGUUAUGGAUUUUAGAACAGGAAGCACUGGUAACUUGUGAUGGAGGGAGAAAGAUGGUGGAAAUGUUGUCCUUGGAAGUAAGUUGCCCUAAUGCAUACCUGCAAACCAUCACUGCUACAAAAAUCCUUCUUCUGCACCUUCUCUCUCCCUUCCUCAUCUCCUAGCUCCUUUUCGUUCUCUGGCCAUCCUUGCUCACUAGCAUAUUACUAGUGUAAACUGGCCUGAUUUUCAGAUUUUCAUUGCAUUCUGGGUUUGUGUCACUGCUGCUCCAUGGGAAGCAGUGGCUGACUUAACUCAGAAUAUUCUGGGAGAAAAUUGAGUCCACUUGUAUUGAGUGUUAAAACAGGAAAGAACUAAUGUAUGUUUAUAUUUCUAUUUAUAUUUUCUAUUUAUGAUUGUAUUUAUGGCUUUGUAUGUGCCCAGAGUAUCAAAAAAACCAACUGUUUAUCU